UUGGUACGUUUCAAGACUUUUAAAUUACAAACGGUUCUCCUCACCCUGGCAAGCCGUGGGGUGUUUAGUAGCACAUCUUUACUUGUCGGUCACACGGCAGUUGAAUGCUUUCACGAAGGACGUAAUUAUUUUGACCAAGUUCAUCUACUUUUUUUGAGGAUGAGUUCUGUUGAUGUGAAUGAUGAGAAUCGUGGCAUCUGCCCUGGAGGAAAGCAGAACAGCUCAAUUAACGACAUUUUUGCCCUGGAUCAACCAACCGGGAGGCCCUCCAUCCUGCGUCAGACAGAAAACCUUCCCAGCAAGGCUAUGCCAAAGGGGACCAAGGUCUGCUUUCAGACUCCGAGGAGAGACCCUCAUACUAAAAGAAUUCUUUCACCCAGCAAGUCUGCCAAGAUGACAAGUGUGGAUGAGUGUACAAAAUCAAUGGAGUCCUUAUAUUUGGAUAAAACAAAUACUUUGCCACUAGAUGCUGCUGAGAAGCCUGGGGAGCUCAAACAAGAAGUGUCCUCUUAUCCUGAUGAUGAAAUGCCAAUACAAAGCAAAGGAGGAUAUCAGUUGGAUUUUGACAACCUUGAAGCUAUGGAUCCAUUCAGUAGCUCUAAUAAGAUGAUGCUUUCUCCUGCGAGACCCGCUGUUGAAAACCCACACCCUCCUCAAACUGAGCCUCAACACACAGAACCCAAGAAUACUUUUGAUGAGCCAACCAAGAUAGAAUCGGCACUAGACGAGACGCUUCCAUUCAGCCAAUCUGUGGAAAAUUCACUGGCUGACCUCUCCGCUGACAUCAGCUCCACGGAGAGCAGUGUGGUCACAGUGGUGAAGGUAGCAGCGGUCGAGGAAUUGGAUUCGUACACUGCCACACCUGAUGAAAAACAACCUGCUAAAAUGUCUCCAAGUAUCGAUGAAGACAAGGUGUCCGGCAGUUUUGUAGAAGAUGCUCCACUGCCAGCGAAGGGUUCUUACAGUCUGGAUUUUGACAACCUUGAUGCCAUCAAUCCUUUCCAAACCGGUGGCUCUAAAAUUCAGAAUUCCCCUGUCCUUGGGAAAAAGGUGCCACACAAUAACCCACCUGUUGAGGGGGUUCAGGAAAAUAAACCCAUACAUGCUGAUAAACUGCCAGAGGUGGCUCAAGAGGUGCCUGAAGAGGUGCCCAUUCAGCCUGAGGUGAAACCCAUAGCCUCAGUGGCCCCAAUCUUGGCUAAUGCUGCCAAAGCUCCAGCUGCUGACACAAAGCCAUCUGAUGCCUCAUUCAAGGAAGGACCAGUUAAACUUGAGUUCAAUUUUGAUGAUGGGGGUGAGGUCAGAAAGAAACAGCCACCCAAGAAAUUUGGCAAAAGGCCGCCUGGUCUGAAAUCGAAAGCAGAAAAGCCGGCGUUUGAUGUCAAACCACCACAAGAAAGCCAAGUGAAGCCUGAAGCCAGUGAUGUUACUGAAGGUCCUAAAGGAGCUUACUCAUUUGACUUUGACAAGUUUGAUGACCCAAACUUCAAUCCCUUUGGUACAAAAUCAAGCAUGAACAACUCUCCAAAGGUCAGCGAGAAAUCCAGCCCGGUGCGCAUGGAAGCUUCCAAUCAAGAGAAAAUGGACAAGCCUGUGGAGGAGGAAGAUGUAUCACAUGCAUGUAGUACUGGAGAGAGUGUCCCAGCUGCUGAAGCCAACCCCGGAGCGGAUGCUGAACACAAGGCUGCCUUUGAUCAGGGAUUUCAACUUGAAGCUGAAAAACCUGUGGAGAGUCUUCCUGAGCAGAAGUCAGAGGCUGCUUUGUUAGAAUUCAAUGACGAGUUUGUUCCUGGAACUGUGUUCAUGGCCAAUGACUUUGAUGGACAGUUCGAUUACCUUGAACAGUUUGGGUCCAGCAAUUUCAAGGAGUCCGCAUUAAGGAAACAAUCCUUGUACCUUAAAUUUGACCCCCUCCUGAGAGAGAGCCCAAAGAAGUCUGGUGGCCCGGCUGCUCAGAUGUCCCACGUCCCUCGCCCCGCUAGCUUUGUUUCACAGCUUGCAACCCCACAGAUGGCAGAAAAAGAGACUGCAAACGGACCACAAAAUGAUGAUUUCAAGCUCUUUGAUGAUGCUACGGCACCACCUGCUCCAAUCCUUGAGAGCCUCGUCCCACAGUUCCGACAGCCAGCAACAACCGAGGAUUCGAUUAUUGAAGUGCUGAAAUACAGUCAAAAGGACAUGGAUGCAGCCAUCGCCAGGGUCCAGGCUGAAGCAAUGGUAAAAGAGGACCAGUGGAGUGCAAAGUACAAAAGGCUACUUGAUGAUGGUCAAGAAAUGAGGAAAAUAAUUGCAGAAUUUGAGCUCAUGAUUGCACAAAUGAUGUCUGAUCGAGAGAAGGAGAAGGAGGAGGCCCAGAUGAAGCUCAACGAGGCCCUGCUGGAGAAGGAGCAGGUGUCCAAUGAUCUGAACACCAUGGAGAGAUCCUUCGCCGACCUUUUCAAGAGACUGGAGAAGUACAAAGAUGUUGUUCAGGGCUACAAAAAGAAUGAAGAGACACUGAAAGCUUGUGCUCAGGACUAUCUGGUGAGGAUCAAAAAAGAGGAGCAGCGCUACCAGACCCUCAAAGCCCAUGCUGAGGAGAAAAUUAGCCAAGCAAAUGGAGAAAUUGCUGAGGUGCGGUCCAAGAAUAAAUCUGAGGUAUCUGCGCUGCAAGCACAGCUGCGACGGGAGCAGCUGAAGGUACAGUCGCUGGAGAAGAGCCUGGACCAAAAGGAAAAAGAGGCUGAAGAGCUCACCAAACUCUGUGAUGAGCUCAUCACCAAAGUCCAGAAGGGUUGAGUUCAUUUGUAAAUACUGUACAUUUUAUGACUUUAUUUCUGGAUCAUUUUCAUGUGCAGCACACUGUUUGUCUUUGUUCGUGUUCUUCUACUACUGUACAAAACUUUAAUAAAGAUGAUUUACAAGUUCUAACA
Molecule: messenger RNA, 2912 nt
Organism: Acanthopagrus latus (yellowfin seabream)
Lineage: Eukaryota; Metazoa; Chordata; Actinopteri; Spariformes; Sparidae
Gene: tacc3
Product: transforming, acidic coiled-coil containing protein 3
Exons: 17
Coding region: 160-2778 (872 amino acids)
Biological process (GO): cell population proliferation; mitotic spindle organization; cerebral cortex development
Cellular component (GO): cytoplasm
Source: RefSeq, a predicted model, not a curated record